Polyodon spathula (Mississippi paddlefish) is the source of this 2001-nucleotide messenger RNA. RefSeq names its product glia-derived nexin-like. The transcript is spliced from 9 exons. The coding region runs from base 420 to 1598 and encodes 392 amino acids. Lineage: Eukaryota; Metazoa; Chordata; Actinopteri; Acipenseriformes; Polyodontidae. Gene Ontology annotation, molecular function: serine-type endopeptidase inhibitor activity. The record is from RefSeq and is a predicted model, not a curated record. Gene Ontology annotation, biological process: negative regulation of plasminogen activation; negative regulation of endopeptidase activity.
AAAAAAACAAAAAAACACCUUAAUUAUGAAAAUACAGUACAGAUGGGAAAAUGCAGCCUUACAUUUUUCAGACCAGCAAUGUGCUAUAUUCAGCUCAGAAACUAAACGCAGCAACAAUUUCUCCUGCCUGCAUCGGCUCGCUCUAAUUGGUUUGCCUCGAGCGAGGAGGAGUUCCUUUGGCUAGGCGCCUGUAAAAUAAACAAGGGGGUGGUAGAGCCAGCAACACGACAUGGUAUAAAUAUAAGGGCUUUAACUUUCUGUCUGUACCAAGACGAAGCGAACUGUUAUUUAGUAGUGGCUGAGUAGAAACAACAACAACAACAACGACGCCGCCGCCGCCGCCGCCAAUGUUAUUCUAUGUUACUAAGUUAUAAUCUAACAGAAAUUUACAUUUGGGCUCGUGUUUUGAGGAGGUAACUAUGGGACAUCUCUUUGUUCUCCUCCUCUUCGGAGUGGCAAUGUCGUCUGUCUUCUCCCAGUACUCUGGAGAGUCUGGCUCUGACAUCGGGAUCCAGGUCUUCAAUCAGAUUGCAAAAUCCAGACCGCAGGACAAUCUCGUUCUGUCUCCUCACGGGAUAGCAAACCUGCUUGGAAUGCUGCAGUUUGGAGCAGAAGGAAAGACCAAGAAGCAGCUUGUGACAGCUAUGAGAUACAAUGUGAAUGGAUCAGCUAAAAUGCUGAAAAGGGUACAGAAGAGCCUAGCCUCUGGGAAGAAUAAAGACCUUGUUACCAUAGCCAAUGCAAUGUUUGCCCAGAGCGGUUUUAAAAUGGAAGAUGCCUUUGUCUCCAAGAACAGAGAGGUGUUUUGGUGUGAAAGCAGAAGUUUGGAUUUUAAUGACUCUAACCAUGCUGCAGCUUCUAUCAAUCACUGGGUUGCAAAUCAAACCAGAGGUAUGAUUGAGAACCUCAUAUCGCCUGACAUGCUCAGCAGUGCCCUAACAAGGCUGGUAGCGGUGAAUGCCAUUUACUUCAAAGGCAUGUGGAAAUCUAGGUUUCAUAACAGGAACACAAAGAAGCGCAAUUUUCAUGGAGGAGAUGGGCAAGUACACCAAGUGCCCAUGAUGUCACAGCUGUCUGUAUUCAACAUCGGCUCAACAAGUACCCCUGAUGGUUUGGAAUACAUGGUCAUUGAACUGCCCUACCAUGGAAACAGUAUGAGUAUGUUAAUUGCCUUUCCCAUGGAAGACAGCACCCCUCUGUCGGCUAUCAUUCCUCACAUCAGCACAAAAACAAUUCAGAGCUGGAUGGAACUGAUGCGCCAAAGAAAGGUUCGGCUGGUCAUUCCGAAGUUUACUGCCGAGGCAGAAACUGAUUUAAAGGCUCCUCUCUUGGCUCUUGGUAUCACAGAUAUGUUUGAUCAGAAGGCGGCAAACUUUCGAAGCAUUACAAAAUCUGAACAACUCAGUGUUUCCAAAGUAUUGCAGAAGGCUAAAAUUGAGGUGAAUGAAGGUGGGACAAAAGCAUCUGCUGCAACUGCUGCAAUUUUACUGGCCCGGUCUUCCCCUCCAUGGGUCAUUGUAGAUGGACCUUUCCUUUUCUUUGUUCGACACAACCCAACAGGUACUGUGCUGUUUAUGGGACAAAUUAACAAGCCGUAGGAACGCAGUGCAGUGAGAAGAGGCCUUGUUUUGUUUAAUUUUGUCUCCAAGAUUUCUGGCUUUACGUUUUGAUGUCCCAUAACUUUUUUUAUUCAGGUCGAAACAGCCUGUGUUGGUCCAGCUUUUCUCAUUGGGAACAUUUUAAACAUUUUUCUAAUGUUAUUUUGACAUUAAUAAUUUUAUACUACUGAAGCGAUUAUUUAAUUGGAAGCACAUCGGUGGAAAAUGCCCUUUUAUUCUUAACUCCAUUGCUAUCGGUGCGCACAGAGCAUAUUGUUAGCAUUAACUUGUGAUGUUUGAAGCAGUGCACACGUCUUGUAAUGGCAAUAUGUAAUACACUCCUAAAUGCAAAACAAAUGUGGUCUAAUUUGUGUGUGUGUAUAUUAAUAUAUAUAUAUAUUGA